Messenger RNA from Selaginella moellendorffii, 2325 nucleotides. Its product is annotated as pentatricopeptide repeat-containing protein At4g02750-like. The record is from RefSeq and is a predicted model, not a curated record. NCBI's taxonomy places the organism in Eukaryota, Viridiplantae, Streptophyta, Lycopodiopsida, Selaginellales, Selaginellaceae. The transcript has a single exon. Gene Ontology annotation, molecular function: protein binding. The coding region runs from base 1 to 2325 and encodes 774 amino acids.
AUGAGGAGAUUUGUCUCGUCGCUCCCCCACUCCGCCACUGCCAGUAGAAACCAGGGAUUCAUCGACCAGCUAUCGUCCACUAGGAGCGCGAUCGAAGUCAGGCGCAUUCAUGACAGGAUUAGGCAGGAGUUUGAUCUUUCGGCGGACAAAGUACUGGCAGAACGCCUCGUUCUUGGUUAUGGCAGGCACGGAAGCAUCCAAUGCGCUCGCAGAGUGUUUGAUGGGAUUAGAGAGCCCACCUCGAUCUCGUACAACAUCAUGUUUAAUGCCUAUGCCCAGAACGGGUACCAUGCUGACGCCGAGAGAUUCUUUGAGACGAUGCCGGUGCGUGAUGCCGUCGGCUGGACGAUUAUGCUGUCCAUGUCGUCUAAGGCGGGUGAUGUUGAGAAGGCUAAGAAGAUCUUCUAUAGAAUGCCUCACAGAAGCGUGAUUCCAUGGAACAGCCUUAUCUCAGCACAUACCCAAGCCGGGCAUUUUGCCACUGCGAAGAAACUCUUUGAUCUGAUGCCCGAGCGGACACUCGUGUCGUGGAACGCUGUUCUUCACGUUCUUGCGCAGUGCAAGACCACGCAGGUGGCGAAGAAAACGUUUGAUUCCAUGCCCGAGAGAAACAUCGUAUCGUGGAGCACGCUUGUGCUGGUAUUUGCCGAGUCUGGAGAUCUGGACGAGGCAACGGCGUUGUUUGAUCGAAUGCCGGAGAGAAACAGCGUGUCUUGGACGACCAUUAUCGAUGCAUUUGGAGAGAGCGAGUGUGUUGCCGAAGCCGAGGGGACUUUCCAUAGCAUGCCUCAGAAGGACGUGGUCGGAUGGAACGCUCUGCUCACGGCGUAUGCCCAAAACGGGCACCUCCACAAGAUCAAGCUCUUGUUCGAGAAAAUCCCGUGCCGCAGCGUCGUGACGCUCACGGCCAUGUUUCAGGCCUUCUCGAACAGCGGCAACAUCGACGAGGCGACACACGUCUUCGAGUCCAUGCCCGAGAAGAAUGUGGUGGCGUGGAACACAAUGGUGGCGGCUUAUGGCGAGAACGGGCAUCUGGAUCGAGCAAAAGUCACAUUUGAGAGCAUCCGAGAGAGGACCGUCGUGUCUUGGACGGCGCUUCUCUCCGCCUACAGCCAAAACACGAGCGUGGAGGAGGUGAGAGCCAUCUUCGAGCUCAUGCCGCAACACAGCAUCAUCUCCUGGAACACGUUGAUCACGACUUACUGCCAAGGCGCCGGGGGCAGCGAGAUUCAUCUCCGAGAGGCCGAGAUCUUGUUCGCUACAAUGCCGUGUUGCAACGAGAUAACGUGGAACUCGAUCAUGGUGGCUUACGUCCAGUCCGGCAAGAUUCAAGAGGCUCAGCUCGUCUUCGACCGGAUUCCAAAGUGGACCGUCAUAUCGUGGAACGUUUUGAUGGUCGGCCUGGCCCAGAAAGGCGAGCUCGAUCGAGCAAAGAGACUUUUCGACGCCACCCCGAGGCCAAACGUCGUCUCUCGCAACGCGAUGAUCGCAGCGUAUGCCCAAAACGGGCAUGUCAUCGAGGCCAAGGAGCUCUUCGACGGCAUGAACGAGCGAGAGAGGAAUGUGGUGACUUGGAACGCGAUGGUGGCGGGCUAUGCGCAAAACGACCAGCUCGAGCGAGCGAGCGGGCUCUUUUGUGAGAUGCCCGUGAGGAACAGAAUCUCGUGGAACUGCCUCCUCGCGGCAUUUGCUCACAGCGGCAGCGAGAAGAUCCGGCAGGCCGAGCUCGCGUUCCAGCGGAUGCCACAGUGGGACUCGGUGUCGUGGAACGCGCUAGCGGUCGCUUACGUCCAGGCCGGAUUGAUGGAGAAGGCGAGCAUCACCUUCGAGCUCAUGCCUCGGAAGGAUCUGGUGUCGUGGAACUUGCUCCUGGGAGCGUAUGCCCAGAACGGGUAUAUCACCGAAACGAUCGCGCUCUUUCGAGCUUUGCAAGGUGACGGUGUGAGAGCAGAUGAAUCCCUCCUCACCAGCGUGCUCGCAGCGUACAGUCGCGCCGGGCUGCUCGAGCAGGGCCUCGGUUGCUUUAGAUCCAUCUCCUCCGACUACGAGCUGGCUCCCAGGAUCGAGCACUACUGCUGCAUGAUCGAUCUCCUGGCCCGAGCAGGGGAGCUCGCCAAGGCCGAGGAGCUCAUCCAGACGAUGCCGUUUUCGCCCCAUGGGAUCGCGUGGGGGACGAUCCUUGGAGCUUGCAUGACUCACAGGAAUCUUGACUUGGGAGAGAAGGCCAUGGCGGCAGCUGAGAACUCGUCCUUCUCGUACGUUGGUCUCGUCAAUCUUUUGCGUGAGGAAGGUGGUCGACCGGUUCUUUCGGAAGAACACCCAUGA